UAGUCGCCAGGGCAACACUCAUAUAUAAAGUGAGGUCCGUCCGUUAUAACGUUAUUCUUCUUACAUCGACCCCUCGUUGUCGAACUGUAAGAUCUCUCCGCCAAGAAUCUUUUCUCACCCGGCCAACCAACACUACCAGAAACAAUGCGUGAGUGCAUCUCGAUCCACGUUGGUCAAGCUGGAGUCCAGAUUGGCAAUGCCUGCUGGGAACUCUAUUGUCUUGAGCAUGGCAUCCAGCCAGAUGGGCAGAUGCCCAGCGACAAGACCAUUGGAGGUGGUGAUGACUCCUUCAACACCUUCUUCAGUGAGACUGGAGCUGGAAAACACGUCCCCAGGGCUGUGUUUGUAGACCUGGAGCCCACUGUCAUUGAUGAGGUGCGCACUGGGACAUACCGUCAGCUGUUCCACCCUGAGCAGCUCAUCACAGGAAAGGAAGAUGCUGCCAAUAACUACGCUCGUGGACACUACACUAUUGGAAAAGAAAUCAUUGACCUGGUGCUGGACAGGAUUCGCAAACUGGUAUGUAGUUGUAAACAAACAAACAAACAUAAAGUGAAUGAUAUAUUAUGUUUGGUUACUGACCAGAUGGUUUCUUUUCAGGCUGACCAGUGCACAGGCCUCCAGGGUUUCCUGGUGUUCCACAGCUUUGGUGGUGGAACCGGUUCUGGCUUCACCUCUCUGCUGAUGGAGCGUCUGUCUGUGGACUAUGGCAAGAAGUCCAAGCUGGAGUUCUCCAUCUACCCCGCUCCUCAGGUCUCCACCGCUGUGGUAGAGCCUUACAACUCCAUCCUGACCACCCACACCACCCUAGAGCACUCUGACUGUGCCUUCAUGGUAGACAAUGAGGCCAUUUAUGAUAUCUGCCGUAGGAACCUCGACAUUGAGCGUCCUACUUACACCAACCUCAACAGGCUCAUUGGCCAGAUUGUGUCCUCCAUCACAGCCUCCCUCAGGUUUGAUGGAGCCCUCAAUGUCGAUCUCACUGAGUUCCAGACCAACUUGGUGCCUUAUCCUCGUAUACACUUCCCACUGGCUACCUAUGCCCCAGUGAUCUCUGCAGAGAAGGCUUACCAUGAGCAGCUCUCUGUGGCUGAGAUCACUAAUGCUUGCUUCGAGCCAGCCAAUCAGAUGGUGAAAUGUGACCCACGUCACGGCAAGUACAUGGCUUGCUGCCUGCUGUACCGUGGUGACGUGGUGCCCAAAGAUGUGAAUGCUGCAAUCGCCACCAUCAAGACCAAGCGCACCAUCCAGUUUGUGGACUGGUGUCCCACUGGUUUCAAGGUCGGCAUCAACUACCAGCCUCCCACUGUGGUUCCAGGUGGUGAUCUGGCUAAAGUGCAGAGGGCCGUGUGCAUGCUGAGCAACACCACAGCUAUUGCUGAGGCCUGGGCUCGUCUCGAUCAUAAGUUCGAUCUGAUGUACGCCAAGCGUGCCUUUGUGCACUGGUAUGUGGGUGAGGGUAUGGAGGAGGGUGAGUUCUCAGAGGCCAGAGAGGACAUGGCUGCCCUGGAGAAAGAUUACGAGGAGGUUGGUGUCGACUCCAUCGAGGGUGAGGGAGAAGAGGAGGGCGAGGAGUAUUAAAUGGCAGAAAGAAGUGUGACAUUUAGGAACCAUGAAAUGGAAAAAUUCAAGCAGUGAUAAUUAAAACUCACAACCAAUGAAAAUGAUGUUGUUACAGUUCUUUUGGACAUCCGAAAUAAAGCUCCUUUCAAACUAA
Molecule: messenger RNA, 1717 nt
Organism: Ctenopharyngodon idella (grass carp)
Lineage: Eukaryota; Metazoa; Chordata; Actinopteri; Cypriniformes; Xenocyprididae
Product: tubulin alpha-1A chain
Exons: 3
Coding region: 145-1581 (478 amino acids)
Biological process (GO): microtubule cytoskeleton organization; mitotic cell cycle
Cellular component (GO): microtubule; cytoplasm
Molecular function (GO): GTP binding; structural constituent of cytoskeleton
Source: RefSeq, a predicted model, not a curated record